This is a messenger RNA of Mercurialis annua (annual mercury), 504 nucleotides long. RefSeq lists its product as uncharacterized. The record is from RefSeq and is a predicted model, not a curated record. The coding region runs from base 1 to 504 and encodes 167 amino acids. Gene Ontology annotation, molecular function: zinc ion binding. NCBI's taxonomy places the organism in Eukaryota, Viridiplantae, Streptophyta, Magnoliopsida, Malpighiales, Euphorbiaceae. The transcript has 2 exons.
AUGGCCGAAGGAUUUUCAGAAGAGGAUUAUGUAGAUGGAUUCCCUGUGUGCAAUGUUCCUAAAUGCAAAUGCGGAUUGGAGGCGAAGGUCAUGGUGUGUUGGACUGAAAAGCAUCCUGGGAGGCGAUUCUUUCGAUGUCCAAAUGCUAAGAUGCGGGUGAAUCGAUGCCCCUUCUUCAUGUGGUAUGACGAGGAAUAUGCUCCUCACCUGAAGCACAUGUUGUAUACUAUGAAGAGAUCAAAUGGAGAGCUACAGAAAGAAGGGGAAAAGCUCAGAGGAGAUGUAUUCGAGCUGAAGCAUUUGAUUGACAGAGCAAGUAUAAUUGAUGCAAUUGAAGUGGAGGACGAGCUUCUUAAAGCUGCUAACAAAAUUGAGGGGAUGGAGCUGGAGCUAACAGACUUGUAUGCUGCAAAUAGGGGACUGCAGAUGGAGAUUAGAGAAUUGAAGAAUGAACUCACAGCUGCUCGGAUUAGAGAAAAUAAUAGGGGAACUGAAGGCUUAUAA